AUACAUAAAUUUGUUUCAGUCGGCCGAAACAUCCUCUGGCCGAGGACCUCAAUUACAUCUAGUGCAUCGCUCACCAGUUUCACCUCUAUGGUCCCAACAUUUAGAGGAAUCGACCGGGAAAAUUUUGGCUACACUAGCGUUCCAACAGGAGUUACUGCAUAUGUACUCAGCUCGGAGUUGGUCGGAAUCAUUCUAACGUUGGGGUCAGGACAACAAAUUUUUGGAAAUACAGGUUCUGGAGGAGCCCAAACCCUUCAGACGUUCUCUGGCUCAGUAUCAUCAGUUACAACGUACUCUAACUCGAAUGGUGCCGUCUGUGGAAUUCGGAUAGCACACGGGGGUUCCAGUGACAUAGUCCAUGGCUGUAGCUCUAAUGCAGCUACUGUGACGAUAGACUCUGACUUCGGAUUCGCUGGAUUCUCCGGUCUGCAAUUAACGAGUGGGGCUGGAGAUUUUGUUCUUUAUCCAUUGCAAUACCAACUUUUGCAUCCUCGGGUCGUCUCGUGGACUGCCACCGACAGUUCAAUUCACUUCAAUUACAACGUUUUCUGGCCUACAAGCCAAGUUACAGUGAACUACAACUCAAGAGCCACUCGCAACGCAGACUUAUCACUUGCUUACGUCACAGCCACGCCCGAUACUCUGACACUAAAUGGGGUUACUGUGAAUGACGUCACCAGUUUUCCGUUUUCCUCCGAAGUUGAAAUAAAUGAAGGGUUGAUGCCAUGUUCGCCUAUGAGUUUGACUCUGCAAUCUGUCAGUGUAAAUGGGAGGGUGUUCAAAGAGCAAGAAUACUUCGCAUGGACUUAUGGACUCCAAGUGACCAAUACAUCGACAGUGCAAAUAGCCGAUGCAGUCUCGGGAACAACCUUCACGUCCAGACCUACUUACUAUUCACAGUUGGCAGAUGACCAGACAUGUGAUGAGAUAUACCCGGUGGAUUUUGGAUUGUCUAAUAACCAGUUAUACGUCAAUGGGUUGGAUCUGGGUGGGACAUUCUCGGGAACAGCUACGAGUCUCACCAACCAAAUCAUCAAUAAGGUUGUUGUGUACUACAGUUCAACGUCUGAUACCCUAAAUGGUCUGGCAUUCUCCUGGAAUGAUAACAAUUACCAGCUAAUAGGAACAACAUCUGGCCUAUCAGUUGAGUUCGACUUCACUUCCUCCUCGGGUCAAAGCAAGAUCCUCUGGUACAUUGAGACAGUAGUGUCUGGAUCGACAACACAACAAUUGACGUUUUACUGGGCCCAAGCGCGCGAGCCUGUAUUGGUCUACACGAGAGAUGUUUCUGAUGGAGCAGCUUACCAAUCGACAGUUUUUACUAGCGGAACAGAUGCUAACUUGAAGAGUAUUGUGUGGUAUAAUCCAGCCGACUUCUCAAGUGUUGACCUCAGCCUGAACGGAUACUUUUUCGCAUCUCAAAACUCUUUCUUAUCCAACUUCGACCAAUCACAAUCGAGAGGCAGAGACGGAACUGCUUAUGCUUAUCAAUUGGUGGCUGGUACUACUUAUGAUUAUGCUCUUACUGGGCUAAUAAGUUAUGUUCCGGAUAGUAAUCAGGCAGAGAGCACAGUUUAUUCGUACAGCAACAACGGACAGCUCAAAACAGCAUCGGGAGUCCAAAUUCAGUGCACGAAUGAUGGCAAAAUGGAUCUCCAGGUCAACUAUGAGGCUUUGCCUGAAGUCACCGUUCGCUUUUCGUCUGCCGGCACAAACACCGAAGUCGACCUAGGCGACGCCAAUAACUUAACCCAAAUUACACAAUCAGUAAGCGAAGUACAAUCACAGUGGCUAAAGGAGAACCACUUUACUUACGCUAACAGUCCCAUCAACCCGGAUUUCUCAGGAUACCCCGCAAAGGUGCAAGUCUACUGGGACAACUCAGGGUCCUGCAUCCGAGGACUCUCUUUGGGCUACGCCGACAGAGAUGGUGUUAUCAUUAACGAGUGGAUUGCUGGAUCUCAGAGCGGUUAUGAUAAUAGUCAGAGUGGUAAUAAAGUGGAGGUUGACUGGUCUGGAAUUACAUCUGGAUAUGACAAUGUGCCAGUGUCUGUUAUAAUUGCAGAUGGAGGGACUUGUCUAGCUGGAAUUGAGUUCAGGAAUAGUAACAAUAUGGAUAUCAGUGGCGGCUGUAUGGGUCCUGUGGACGACUCUGCCUGCUCUCAGACGGCAUUCACUCAGCCAUCUGCACCCACUGGCCUCCCAGAUUACUACUUGUAUGGUCUAACUGUAGGAUCAGAUGGCAGUGGAGACUUCAUUUAUAGCUUGAGUGCACAGUAUGCGUCAGUAGACUUUCCCGAUUUGUUGGCCCGAGACAGAACUUGUACUUUUGACUGGACAGUGUACCCUCAGUUCAUCAGGGACAGCUACUUCUACAGACAGUUCAAUCUGGACUCAGAUCCACUGCAGUGUGGCUCUUCUAGAGAAGUGGUUGACAUCGGUGUGGCAGACAACGUUACGGUAAACGUGCUUUACGAACAAAGAGUCAGUCGCAGUCGGGACGAUCCAGCGGCCAAAGCUCUGACGUCACAGAACCAACUGACUAUCACGAGGUUCAACGACUGGCACGUGUCAGCCUUUUGUUACUACAAUGGCGAAGGCAUAGAGACUGGACAAGUGAAGACCAUUCAAGAGGCGGAUCAGGCGGCGGCCGGAACCAACCAGUUCCAAUUUUCUAUGAAUGUGUAUUUCGACAACACCUUUCAGGAUUUUUACACAUCACAAUCUCCCCCCAUGAUCUUGGGCGAGCCGAUGUACGUGAUGGUGACGGGAGAUUUCAACCUGCAGAACUUCCAAGUAGUAGCCACAGAUUGCAAGGCCACUAAGACGUCCAACCCAGAUGACGCAGAAUUUUACACCAUCGAAGCUGACACCUGUGCGGCAGAUGACUCGUUUGAGAGGGACACUCCUCCAAUACACCUAGCAGACGCAUUCCACUUCAACGCCUUCGCUUGGUUCGAUGAGAGCUCAGAUCAAGUCUUAACCGCCUCUGUCUACUUGCACUGUGACGUCAGAGCAUGUCCUGAAGGCGAGAGCUUCUGUGACAUCACCGAUCCAACUGCCUGCGGAAGUAGGCGAAGAAGACGCAGGUCCCUGUAUUCUGACAACGACUCUCCACCGAAGGGUUCGAAAAUGGUCAAAGUGAGAAGUAAGCAGCCCAUCCAAAUCAUCCGACCAGGACUCUACGAAACACUGAAAGUGGAUCGAGGCAUGUACCCGGUGGACAGAAGCGACCCUGAGCUGUCUUCCCACCAGGCACUUCUAGCCUUUCUCUUCCUCCUCACCACCUUCACCCUCUCCCUCUAUCUCGCCAUCCGACUACUCAAGCUCAGACGGAGUCGCUGGUGUUCCAAUAUGUUCAGUGGAUUCUCACAGUCUAAGAACUACUUGUCAAAUAAAGUCUGCUAGUAGUUAUCUUGUAGAACACCAAAUCUCCAAAUCUUCUAUUUGUACAUGAUGGCACCAUUAUUUUUUAUAAGAACAUCACCAGUUUAGCAAUUGUUUUCUCAGUCUUGUAAAAAAAUUGUCAUUUUUUGUGGCUCAAAUUU
Molecule: messenger RNA, 3548 nt
Organism: Symsagittifera roscoffensis
Lineage: Eukaryota; Metazoa; Xenacoelomorpha; Acoela; Convolutidae
Exons: 17
Coding region: 88-3408 (1106 amino acids)
Cellular component (GO): cell surface
Source: RefSeq, a predicted model, not a curated record